This is a messenger RNA of Notothenia coriiceps (black rockcod), 439 nucleotides long. Its product is annotated as cTAGE family member 5-like. The record is from RefSeq and is a predicted model, not a curated record. Gene Ontology annotation, cellular component: endoplasmic reticulum exit site; endoplasmic reticulum membrane. Lineage: Eukaryota; Metazoa; Chordata; Actinopteri; Perciformes; Nototheniidae. The transcript has 4 exons. The coding region runs from base 33 to 422 and encodes 129 amino acids. Gene Ontology annotation, biological process: endoplasmic reticulum to Golgi vesicle-mediated transport; protein secretion; vesicle cargo loading.
GCCUCCAGUCUUUGACAGAUCGCCUGCUGAGUAUGAAAGCUUGGGAUUCAGAACUGGAAGAGGGGGAAGGUGAGGAAGGAGGAGAGAAGGAGACGUCCAACGGUACAGCCCAGGACAGAAAAGGAGACAUUAUGAAGGACACACAAGGCCAUCUGCAGAAAGUCCAGAAACUCAUCUACGCCGCUAAGCUGAAUGCAGACCUCAAAUCUGUCGAUGAAGACAAGGACAGAUUAUUUGCAAAACUGGACGAUGAAGUCAAAGCUAAAGAAGACCUGCAAGUGAGCAUUAAGGAGAUGGAAAGGGAGAAGUCCUCUCUGCAGACAGAAGCUGAGACAUACUCAGAUCAGGUCCAAAAAUUACAACAGAAACUCCAGAUUAUGACAGAAAUGUACCAGGAGAACGAGCUCAAGCUACACAGGUAGGCUACAUGUUUAGUAUC